This is a messenger RNA of Botrytis porri, 839 nucleotides long. RefSeq lists its product as uncharacterized. The transcript has 2 exons. NCBI's taxonomy places the organism in Eukaryota, Fungi, Ascomycota, Leotiomycetes, Helotiales, Sclerotiniaceae. The record is from RefSeq and is a predicted model, not a curated record. The coding region runs from base 231 to 428 and encodes 65 amino acids.
CCCCCCAAUUCCCCCCCCAAUCACGUGUUUACCCAAGCUAAGCUUACUAGCUGACUAAUCAUCAUCAUACCCAAAAACUCCUCAAUACCACUAGUAAUUCACAAGUAUCAAAGAAUAUUCAAGCCAUAACAACUUCAUUCUCCAACACACCCUCCAAUCCACGCACCCAUUUCUCUUCACACAUAACCACCCCCAACUAAAUAUCUCACACCACAAAAACAAUCAAUAAAAUGGCACCCAAAACCCAACGCGUAGUCGUCGAACGCUCCGGCCGUCGCCCCGCUCAACAAAAAGGUUAUUUCGCAAGCACGUAUGGUGCGUUGACGGCGCCGGAAAAUGCGAGUGUAGUGAGGAGUAUUGGGGUUUUUGGGGUUGCGGUGGCGUUUUUUGCGAGUAGUUGGAGCGAGUAUCUUUUGCCGCCUUUGUAAAGAAUGAUAAGGAUUGGCAAUGGAGAUGGUGAUGAGAAUUGUAUGGGAUUGGAUUGGGACUGGAAUAUUGAUAUAUGGAAUCGACAAACGAAAGGCGGCAGAGUGAUGAUGAGAGAGGAGAUCUCUUAAUGACGACGACAAUGUGCAAUGGAUUACCUAGGUCGCAGAUGAAUGCAGCAGUCAGUGGAAGAAAUGUAUGAUAGGAUGGAUGCAUGACGAAAAGCGGAAUGAAAGUGAUGGGAUAUGAUUGCGAGGAUGAUUCUGAAAACGAGGAUGUGUAUGUGUAUACAUAGCAUGGAAAGAGGGCGUUGAUAUCUACUUAUUGUGAAUAGAUCUCUACUUCCUAUGUACUAGUUAUGUUGUCUUUGGAGGCGGUUGUGAUUAGUGAUUUGUGUUUUUUGUGAGAUGGGC